Daldinia childiae is the source of this 462-nucleotide messenger RNA. Its product is annotated as Small COPII coat GTPase sar1. The transcript is spliced from 2 exons. Bases 1 to 462 code for a protein of 153 amino acids. Gene Ontology annotation, cellular component: COPII vesicle coat; endoplasmic reticulum exit site. Gene Ontology annotation, biological process: endoplasmic reticulum to Golgi vesicle-mediated transport; intracellular protein transport; membrane organization. NCBI's taxonomy places the organism in Eukaryota, Fungi, Ascomycota, Sordariomycetes, Xylariales, Hypoxylaceae. Gene Ontology annotation, molecular function: GTP binding; GTPase activity. The record is from RefSeq and is a predicted model, not a curated record.
AUGGAGUUUAUUAACUGGAUUCGUGGCGCUUUGACCUCGCUUGGUUUUCUCGACAAGCAAGCAAAGCUCUUCUUCUCGGACUCGACAACUCCGUUCAGAAUCGACAAUGCUGUGUGUACCGCAUUCGACCUUGGGGGUCACCAGCAAGCCAGGCGCCUCUGGAGAGAUUACUUUCCGGAGGUUGGCGGGAUUAUAUUUGUCGUCGAUGCCGCGGAUCCCGAGCGCUUCGCAGAAGCUAAAGCCGAGCUGUUGGCUCUUCUUACCAUGGAGGAGUUAGCCAAGGUUACUUUUCUUGUGCUAGGAAAUAAGACCGACCAUCCCAACGCUGUAUCAGAUGUCGAACUUCGUUCCCAGCUAGGUCUUGACAAUCUCGUACGCGACAAGGUCGGAUUUUUCAUGUGUUCCGUAGCCAAGAGGCAGGGAUACGAAGAAGGUCUGCGCUGGCUUGCCCGGUCCAUUUAA